AUGGUCGUGCCGUCCCGGCUUAGUCUAGACGGCAUUUCUGCCAGUUUUUACGACCAGAGACGGCAGUGCCGCCGGCCAACAGGGCUGGCAGCUGUGGUGGCCAUAGUAGACAUGGCCAAUAGCGUCCAGGGCAACACGGGACGCCAGGGUUGCCGUCCUGUCAUGGGCGAACCGGAUACAACUGAAAACGAAGAUCACAGUGUUUCUUUUAACACUAAUGAGAUAUUCCAAUCAAAGGAUGAUGCUAUUUCGCAUGCACAAGAGAUUGCAAUCAGCAAUAGUUUUGAAUUAGUGAGAGAUUCAAAGAAGGACAACGGAUAUUUGCUGAAAUGCAAGAAACGUGGACGGUACAGGCUAGAGAGGUACAGAGAUGAAACUGAUAAGCGCCGACCAAAUUCGAAGAUCCAAGUGACUGGGUGUAAAUUUGAGGUGUUCAUCAGAAGAUAUAAAGAAUGGUCGAGCGAUGUGUAUAGAAUCUGUCCAAAAACCAGUGAAAAUGCAGAGCACAAUCAUCCAAUGAUACAACAUCCAGAGGAUCAUUGCCAGAUGAGUAAGCUGACCGAUGGAGCAAAAAAGAUGAUAAAAGACAUGUCUGCGGCAGGAGCAAGGCUGAUUUACAUUCUAAAGGCACUUCAAAAGGAGUAUCCAGAUGAUCAUUUUACGAAGCGCCAAAUUUACAACUACAGAAACAACCUGCGCAAGAUGGGGUGCGUAGUACUUGAUGGCACAGGUCUUGAUGUUGCUAACAAGACUUUUUGGUUGGCCCGAGAACACAACUACAUAAUUGCGACGGAGUCAGAUCCGAGUGCUAUUGACACGAUUUGGAGAAAGGCACGCAAUGAGAUUGAGGUGCAACUAAUUGAAAUCAGGAGAACACUAGAAGAAUCGCAAAACAAGAAUGCAAUACCAUACCGUGGUUAUCCAUUUUAUCACCUCAAUUUUGUUGUUUCGCACCAUUGUUUGCAAAAGCUGCACAAGGAGUAUGAAGAGAUGCAGACAAAGAGAGACAAGUUUGUAUGUGAUCAUAAGCUGAGAUCCACUCAUGAUAUUCCUUGUGGUUGUGAGAUGAAGGUGACAGUGGACGCGGGUAUGGCGAUUCAGGUUUCUGAUCUCAACCCUUUUUGGGCUAAUCUCAAUAUCAACGAGAGUCCGUCAAUACUAGGCCUGAUGAACUAUGUGGUACAACAAAACAUUUACGAAUAUGAUGACCUAGAGAGGAUUGUGCCUUGUAUGAUUCCAUACAUUACUGGAUAUGUUGAUGUGCUGGGUGAUGGAAACUGUGGAUUUCGUGUUAUGGCGAGCCAUUUGUUUGGAUCCGAGCAUCAAUGGCAUAAUGCUAGAAGAAUUGGCGCAGAUGAGCUAGAGGAACGUCCAAAUUUGUACGAUUUCUUCUUCAAAAGAGACAUUCCCAAGCAUGUUCACCGCAUACGAUGGUAUGAGAGUCCUUGUUCUGAAGAUCAUUACAUGAUUACUUUUAUGGACUUGCUCAUUUAUGCCAUUCGCUUCAACAUAGUUAUCUUCUUGUACGGGCGUGGAGUAAGAGGUCAGAAUAUGAAUACAUCAUCGAGCACUAUAUUGCCCCUCAUCGCUCCCGGGGCCCUAAUGGGCCUUUAA
Messenger RNA from Oldenlandia corymbosa var. corymbosa, 1614 nucleotides. The record is from the annotation of a GenBank genome assembly. Lineage: Eukaryota; Viridiplantae; Streptophyta; Magnoliopsida; Gentianales; Rubiaceae.